Daphnia pulex (common water flea) is the source of this 1326-nucleotide messenger RNA. RefSeq lists its product as uncharacterized. The record is from RefSeq and is a predicted model, not a curated record. The transcript is spliced from 2 exons. The coding region runs from base 147 to 1283 and encodes 378 amino acids. Lineage: Eukaryota; Metazoa; Arthropoda; Branchiopoda; Diplostraca; Daphniidae.
CUAAUUGCCUCGAAAAAUAUGCGACUCGUCUAUCUGUUUGUUUAGGGAUUUUUUUGAAGCCAUCUCAUGUAUUUUGCCUUACACCAGUUUCGUUAGCUACCGCGGAAACAUCAUCAGUAAAUGCUAGCAGCGAUUUCAAGUUCAAAAUGGGAAAAAAAGUCAGCUGUUCGCCAGUUUUUUGGUUGUUGUUUCUAAUUUUCAUUUUUAGCGAAACAUCAUUCAUUUCACCUUUCAACGCGUCAGAAUUUGAAAUUGAUGUUGAUCCAUCGAAACUCUUGAUCAGUUAUCCAACGGUCUUCGUUAAGUUUGAUGGCGUUUUAAAUGGAAUCAAAGAUUUGGCAUCAUCAGUUGCGGCAGCUGGCCAUAAAAACAAUCUAAGGAACCGAAGUAAAAGGACACCAUUUGAGAAUAAUUUUGAUUUCCCCAACUCUUGUUCCUUGACGGAAAACGAGCUCGAAAAAAUUAAUAAUUUACUCAACAGCUUGCACGAUGGGAAAGAUAAUCAGUCAACGUGUGAAGCUAAACCGACUGAACUGUCAGUGAUCAACUCGGUUGAUUCAUCCAUUCGCUGCAAUCAGCUGAUUGAAUCCAUUAUUGAAAAUGUAAAAGAUGUCAAAAUGGCUAUGAAUUGUCUUUUAAAGAAAAAUGCAAAGGACUACGACAUUCGUUACGAAAAGCUGAGAGCGACUUACAAACAAGAAAUAUCUAAAUUGCAACAAAAACUGGACAACGCCGAAAAAAGAUUUGAGCAGAAAUUCAAAAAGAAGAUUAACGAUUUGAACGAACGUGUUCAAGAGCUGGAAAAAACUGUGUGGGGACUAUUGAAGGAAUUAGAGAUUGAGCGCUCCAAAGUCCGAAUUUUGAAUUUGAAAUUGAUUCAAGUGUAUUUGGAAACUGGCAAAAUCCAUUUGGCGUCGGAAACGUUCAAAAGUCAUUUGAUGGGACUCGACAGAAACAAUAUCAUUACCAUAACUACGAACGUCACUAACAUCUCAAAGAGAAACGUUAUCGAAUUCACGUCCGGAUUGAAAGACGACGUUGACGCAAUGGUCAGUGGUGUCAUUAACCUUUUCCAUGAGUUGGAAAAAAGAAAGGGUCUUGAUCGAGGAACUGCACGUCUUUUACAAGAAAAAGUUGAUGACAUCAUUCAAUAUUGCAGAGAUCUAGAUGGGACGGACUUGGAGGAAACGAAAUUGAAAUUGGACAGAAAUGUAACAGACGGACUCAUUUUGGUUUAUAAUAAUCUCCAUUUCAUUAAGAAUAAUCCAUCAUUUUAUCUGUAAAUGUAUUGCACAGAACGAAAAAUGCACUUUUCCCACAAUGAGA